UUAAUUUCAAGUUGAAACCAACACUUAUCACAUUCCUAUCAUAACCGUAUCGUUUCUAACACUGCACAAUAGUAAUUACAACAUAGAGCUGUCGUUUACAAUUUACACGAGCUUGAGCAGGCAUGCAGCUCACGUUACGCCAUCCAAAUUAUCCCCUUUCACUACGCUAUACCUACUAAUGAUAUACAUAUAUCCCUAUUAAGGGGAAAAGGGGAGUUAAUUAUAAACUCAACAGGGAUAAACAGACAUGCAUUUACGAGAAUGGUGCAAAAUGAACGCUUACGUAAGAAAAUUAUGAAUUUUUAAUGAGCUCCACAUCCACGAAUCAUAACUUUACUUCGUGCAGAUUUAUAAUUAAUCACUAUCCAUCUAGCACUAUCUUGGUAGGUGAAAGGUUCAUUUCAGUAAAGCAAUAUUCAGUGUACGAGUGGCGGCAGCCUAGACCGGCAUGAAGCGUUUGAAACACUUUUUCAAAGUAUGGUACAACAUUCUGGUGGACUACUGCAGCAACUGCUCCCUGGCAGGACUAGGAUAUAUUGCAAGCAAAAAAUACCACUACACGGAACGGCUAUUCUGGCUCGGAUGUGUGAUGCUUUCCUGGACGGGAUCCUACUACCUCAUACGGUCCUAUAUGGAAACCUUUCACAACAACGCCGUCAGCAUGGUCAUCGAGAACAUUCAUGCUCGGGAAAAGAUCCACUUCCCCUCGGUGGGCAUCUGUGAGAUGGGAUAUGCCAAAGAAUACUAUGGUAGUCUGGAAGCCGUAAUCGAAGGGCUUAAAACGAGCGAAGACAUGGAGUACAACUACGACGUGGAGGAUUUCAUGUUAAGGGUGAUCUUUCAAAAUUUGUACAACUACGGUUCGAUCAUGUCUUACUGUGCACCGUACAAGGAUUGCGACGACUGCAUCAAAUGUCCCGUGUCUAAUUACAACCGGUUUGCAGCGAGAGUGCGGGCUACCUGCAGUCAGCUCCUGGAAGAGUGCAGCUGGAAUGGGAAGAAGUUCGACUGCUGCCAAUACUUUAAGCCCAUUCAGACUUCAAUGGGUUCGUGCUAUCUGAUGAAUUCUAUACAGUUGGUGGAGAAGGGAGGCAACAAUUGGCUUAGCAUGGAAGUUGGUCGUGGUACCGGAGCAGGUGAACUCUUGAUAAAUAUUACCAAAGCUAGUUCGGCCUACAUCCUGAACGAGGAAGACAUUCCGCACAUGCUGUUGACGACCCUUCAGUUCGCUCAAAUUCCGGAAGGCUACACUGGAACCGUAUUCUUCGCGCUUCAGAAUAUUGUAAACGAUCCCCUUGUUCAUACAGUAGAUCGCGAAAUCCGACGAUGCAUAUUUCCCGAUGAGAACAGUAAUUUCAACUAUCCCAAGUACAGUUACAGCGUUUGCGUAACUGAAUGCCUCAAGCUGGCACAGAUCAAGACGUGCAACUGCUGUCACCACAACAUGAUUACCGACGACAACGAUAAAAGCCCCAUUUGUGGCUACGAAGGCCUAUUCUGCUUGGAUCAGAAGGAUCUCAUGUUCCCACAGACGACAAUCAUGCAACCCUGGCGCACGAACGGAUUGGUCUGUCAAUGUCUACCAUCAUGCACGGAACACGAAAUACGAGUCAUCGGAAAGCAGUCCGAGAUUGAAGAUCGCAAGGGCCGCUCGGUACUGUUCAAAUUGAUUGCCCUUCCAACGCAACGCUACCGGAGGCAAAUUGUACGGGAGAAUCUGGACGUGGUAGUAUCGAUCGGUGGAAUCUUGGGACUCUUCAUGGGAGCUAGUAUUUUGAGCCUGGUGGAGUUGAUCUACUUCUUUACGGUGCGCUUCAUUUCAACUAGCUAUCAAAACAAGCACGUCGAUGAUGUCGAGGAAGAUGACGAAGAAGAUGAGGAAGACGAUGAAGAUUGAAAAUGUUUCUACAAGGCACUAUUGUUUGAAAUCUAACUGUCUAAACACCUAUGAAAAUAGGAAGAA
Molecule: messenger RNA, 1963 nt
Organism: Ochlerotatus camptorhynchus
Lineage: Eukaryota; Metazoa; Arthropoda; Insecta; Diptera; Culicidae
Gene: ppk15
Product: pickpocket 15
Exons: 4
Coding region: 449-1897 (482 amino acids)
Biological process (GO): sodium ion transmembrane transport
Cellular component (GO): plasma membrane
Molecular function (GO): ligand-gated sodium channel activity
Source: RefSeq, a predicted model, not a curated record